Molecule: messenger RNA, 513 nt
Organism: Vicia villosa (hairy vetch)
Lineage: Eukaryota; Viridiplantae; Streptophyta; Magnoliopsida; Fabales; Fabaceae
Exons: 2
Coding region: 1-513 (170 amino acids)
Source: RefSeq, a predicted model, not a curated record
AUGGUUGUCGAUACCACGGCUAAGGGAUCGGUGACUACUUCUCUUGUGUGUCUAAAGUCUCCCGUGUCAAUUUUCGAUAGAGACUUUCUUGUUUAUUUUGUUUGCUUGCCGUUGAGAGGUGUGGAUGUGAUUUUGGGGAUGAACUGGUUAGGGCAUAACCAUGUCCACAUUAAUUGUUUUGAUAAGUCUGUGAGGUUUUCUUCUCCUGAAGAGGAAAGCUUAGAGUUGUUAUCGUCCAAACAGUUGCGUUUUUUGAUGAAAGAAGAUGUUCAAGUGUUCGCAUUGGUUGCUUCGAUGUCUGUUGAGGAUCAGGCUGUAAUAGAAAGGUUGAAGGUGGUAUGUGAAUUUCCUGAAGUUUUCCUUGAUGAAAUUCCCAUUGUGCCGCCUGAGAGAGAAGUUGAGUUCUCUAUUGAUCUUAUACCUGCGGCACUUGUUAAUAAUCAUGUUCAAUUAUUAACUGUAGCGUCACCUGUUUUGGUGAUUAGUUCUUGUGAGCUAUUCAGUACCGUGUGA